AUGGACACUGAUGAGACUGCACUGAUAGGCACUGAUAGGCUUCAUGGAUGGGCACUGAUAGGCUGCACUGAUGGGCACUGAGGAGCGCCAGGGGCGGACUGAGAACUCAUGGGGGCCCCGGGCAAUAGGGGAUCAUGGGGCCCCUGUGUCCUUGACCAAACCCAAAAAAGCCUAUGAAAAAGGUACCAGGGGCAUCUCAUGGGGCCCCCUACUGACCCUGGGCCCUCGGGCAGUGCCCGAGUGUUCGAAUGGUCAGUCCGCCCCUGGGAAUAGC
Staurois parvus is the source of this 274-nucleotide messenger RNA. The record is from the annotation of a GenBank genome assembly. Lineage: Eukaryota; Metazoa; Chordata; Amphibia; Anura; Ranidae.